Molecule: messenger RNA, 531 nt
Organism: Aspergillus tubingensis
Lineage: Eukaryota; Fungi; Ascomycota; Eurotiomycetes; Eurotiales; Aspergillaceae
Product: HET-domain-containing protein
Exons: 1
Coding region: 1-531 (176 amino acids)
Source: RefSeq, a predicted model, not a curated record
AUGUCAAUAAAGGUGAUGAAGAAGGCAAGGGAGUCGGGAGAUGGUUGUGGCUACGCCAGCGGGGGCUCGUUGGCGGAUGCAUACCUUCGAACACUGAUGGCAGAUACAGUAGGCAUUGGCCAAAGGCGAACAGAUUUUCUGCAGCCCCUUUAUCUUGAUGAAUUCGUGUUUAGCAACUCUGCACCAAGUGAUGAAGAUCUCGAAGACGAUAGUGGCUAUGUCCUGGGCAAGUCUUUCAUAGAGACAUACUGCACUUACGCAUCAUUAUUUGACAGCGCUAUUACCCGGGCAACCUCAUAUCGUCGAAUGAUGAUCUCUUCAAAAGGGUACAUAGGUCUUGUACCAGCGAAGGCUCAAGAAGGAGAUCACAUUUGUGUUCUCCGUGGCUGCUCCGUUCCGGUAAUCCUGCGCAAAAAGGGCGAACAUUAUGUAUUAAUUGGUGAGAGUUAUGUGCAUGGUAUCAUGGACGGAGAGGCUUUCUCGCAGAAGUGGGAUCCGCCUUUGGUGGAAGACGCAUUUACUCUAGUUUGA